Chelonus insularis is the source of this 831-nucleotide messenger RNA. RefSeq lists its product as uncharacterized. The record is from RefSeq and is a predicted model, not a curated record. The coding region runs from base 225 to 797 and encodes 190 amino acids. The transcript is spliced from 2 exons. NCBI's taxonomy places the organism in Eukaryota, Metazoa, Arthropoda, Insecta, Hymenoptera, Braconidae.
AUAAUGUCAAUGAAUCACACCAUUAUCUCUGAAUGUCGGAGAAUUUCCUUUAAAAUUUUUAUUGAACUAAGAGCCUGUAUAGCAGUUCCAUAGAUGAAUAUCUAAUAAUAGUAAGGGAAAACCAGUCCUUCCUCAGUUGCUCCAGAAUACGUCGAACAGUCAGUCAUAUUAUUAGACGAGUCUCAACUGUUGUUUAAAGUUUCAGUUUAUUUUGAUUGAAAAUAAUGUUUAGAUACUUGUUGACUUAUUUGUUAAUUAUUUUCGUAUGUAAAUGUCAAGAUAUUGUUUUCCCAACUGAUGAAGAAGUGACACAUUUAAGUGGGAAUAAACCACUGGUAACGGAACGAAUACCGGUUUAUAUCCCAGAAAAAUGUCCAGAAAAUAUGCUGCUAUAUCCAGGAGGUGGUAACAAGAGUGCUUGGAUCUGUGAUUGUAGACCAAGAUUUCUUUACUUUCCUUUGAGCAAUGAAUGCCAUGAGGCUUAUAGACAAGGUCCUUGUCAGCCAGAAGAAUAUGUUGUCCUUCCUGUUGGUGAAGUUUUACCAAAAUGUGAACCGAAUCCUUGUAAGAUUGACGGUCAAGUACGUUUUAAUGACGUCUGCUAUAAUUUGCGUACAAAAGGAGGACCCUGUGCUCCUGAUGGAGUUCUUGGAGUUAAUGAAACCACCUUUCAAAUCCAAUGUAUUCCAACUGAUGUUGCUCCGUUUAUUAUAAUCAAUGCUCCAACAACUCCUUGUCCUCCUGGAAGUCGUAGAACUGCUCUUGGAAUGUGUAAAAGACCUGCUCGUGGUCCAUAAAUAAUUCUAAAUAAAAAUGAUCAUCAAUUAAAAA